AGUAUGUUGACAGGUCUCAUGUACCACCGGCCUGACGAGCCCCUGGAGUAUCUGGAGAGCUGUCUGCAGAAGGUACGAGAGAUUGGGGGCCUGGAGAAAGUACGGUGGGACACCUUCAUCGUUCAGGAGAAACGGGCACUACCACCUGUCAGUGGGAGCGAGGGCAAGAGAUCCAUUUAUCGGAGUGCUUUCUCUGAGAGUCACAGCCUUAGUCACUGUCGAUAUGAUCGCCUCCCUCCCAUUCACCAGUUCUCCAUUGAGAGUGACACGGACCUGUCCGAGACAGAUGAGCUCAUCGAGGAAUACAUGGUGUUUGACCCAUCCAAACCCCGGCCAAGAAUCAUCCUGGUUAUCGGCGGCCCAGCCAGUGGUAAAGGUACCCAGAGUGUGAAGUUGGCAGAGUGUUAUGGCUUUGUCUCAGUCUCUGUGGGCGAGCUGCUGCGGGAGAAGAUGCUUCACAAUGCCAGCACCAACCGCAAAUGGGGCCUGAUCGCCAAGAUCAUCACCAACGGAGAGCUGGCUCCUCAGGAGACCACAAUAACGGAGAUUAAGCAGCAGCUGAUGCAGCAGCCCGGAGCUCCGGGAUUUGUAAUUGAUGGAUUCCCCCGGGAAGUGUCCCAGGCAAUCAGCUUCGAUGAUCAGGUGAUCACAUGAUCCAGUCGGUCAACU
Molecule: messenger RNA, 669 nt
Organism: Chiloscyllium plagiosum (whitespotted bambooshark)
Lineage: Eukaryota; Metazoa; Chordata; Chondrichthyes; Orectolobiformes; Hemiscylliidae
Source: RefSeq, a predicted model, not a curated record